This is a messenger RNA of Osmia lignaria (orchard mason bee), 480 nucleotides long. The record is from RefSeq and is a predicted model, not a curated record. NCBI's taxonomy places the organism in Eukaryota, Metazoa, Arthropoda, Insecta, Hymenoptera, Megachilidae.
AUGGGAAUCGGUAAUCGCGGCGCUCUAGUCGCCGCUGCGACUGGUAAAUGGGUUUUUGGCGGGUAUGAGCGGGGUUCGAAAAAAGUCUUCAUUGUAGCCGUGGAAAAUAGAAAAGCGCAAACACUGUUAAAUGUAAUUAAAAAAUGGAUACUUCCAGGAACAACAAUAAUCUCCAAUUGUUGGAAGGCCUAUAAUUGCCUUAAUAACGAAGGAUAUAAACAUUCAACAGUGAACCAUUCGUAUAACUUCAUCGAUCCCGACACUAGUGCACAUACAGAAUCUAUCAAAAGAACGUGGAGUGAUAUCCGUCAAAAUAUUUCCAGAUAUGGAAAUAAAGAAGAGGAUCUAACUUCAUAUCUAGCAGAGUAUCUUUUUAAAAGAAGUCAUACACGAGCUGAAAGAAUUGACGCUAUGUUUCAAGAAAUCGCGAAAUUCAAAAUUGUUAAUUCGCAAACUGACAGUAUUCCUAGUACGGCAUAG